UGUGUCAAAGUUUUCUGAAUAUUCAUGUGAAUUCACGGAUAAAGUAAUCAUAAAAAUGAAGCCCGACUUGAACGGAAAAGCGGACAAGGAUUAUGAGUUUCUGGAACAGGUUUUGGAUACGUUGUACGACUUUGGAAGUGGAGCCACGAAAAAGAAGAAAGCGAAAAAACGGAAAAGAUGCGAGCCCGAAGAUGUUCCUGAAGUUGUGUGCGGCGUCAAUGAAGAGCGAGGAGGAGAACAAGAUCCCACAGAGAUGACGGUCCAGAAUCAAAGUACAAAAGGAGCAACUAAUAACGUAGCCCCAACGACAGGAUCAGCUGCGGAGCCGUUGAAACGGGUGGAGGUGGUGAGCUUCCAGGACCCCGCCAAGAGGCAACGGAAGACCAAACAGAUGCCCGCAGUAGCUGAAACCCCCCCGCUGGACACCUCGGACAAGAAGCAGAGUGCACCGCAACGGGGUCUCAGUUUGGAGAAGGCUCGACUGGAGGUGCAUCGCUUUGGCAUCACGGGGUACAAAAAGGAGCGUCAGCGAGUCUUCGAGGAGGAGCGAGCCAUCAUGUUGGGCGCCCGACCUCCCAAGAGGAAUUAUUUGAACUACAAGGUGCUGCAGCAGCAAAUCAAAGAGAAGAAGGCCAAGAAGGAGCCGCAUCCGGACCUGAAAAAAAAGAAGAAGAAUACAAGCAGGGACAAGGACAAGAUGAGGACGGCGGGCUCGUCCUCGGAGCCCACGGGCCAGGUGGGCCGCUUCAAGAACGGCAUGUUGGUCCUCAGCCACAGGGAGAUCCGGAACAUCAAGGGCACGACGCUACGCAAAUGAGGUUGGUGCGCUCAUGCCGACGGGCUGGUGUGUCAUCAAAGGAGACAUUAACGUUAGAUUCGCUAAGUUUUGUUAUAAAACUAAUUAAGUGAGUUAAAACGAUAAACUAGAAGUCAUCAGAACUACAACGGACCCCCAUUAUUUUACAUAUAUGGAUAUAGAAACGGUGAAAAAGUAAAGCCCGUGUUGAAAUCAUCGUACGUGACAUCAACAAAUUUCGCGAGACAUCUGCUGAUAGAAAUAUGGAAUAUGCAAAAGCUUCUUCCUGCCCCCGCUGCCGUCACGCGUCUCCAGUGGGUUGGACUCAUUAACCGUUCGGACAGACGUGGACGAGUGUGACAUUUGGGAACAAGAGUUAAUAAAGGUUUUAUGAUGGAUCUGGAACAAGUCCGUUCACCUACUCCCCCAGAACCGUGUCCACGGGCCAAUGACCUGCUUUAUUUGGAUGGACAAUAUGGAUGCCGUAUUGCGGAACGCGAGGAAACUAACGGACGUGUCUUCACCGAAAAUGGAGGAUACAAACGUUGCAAACAAACAAAAGUGGACAGAAACAAGACUGAGUCCAGAAAAAUGCACCACAGCGAACUCUUCCUUCAUCUUGGUUUCAUCAAAGGUCAUUUAUUUGUCUUUUUAUAAACAACCAAUAAGAUAUCA
This is a messenger RNA of Syngnathoides biaculeatus (alligator pipefish), 1471 nucleotides long. RefSeq names its product chromosome 23 C1orf131 homolog (gene fsaf1). The transcript is spliced from 7 exons. The record is from RefSeq and is a predicted model, not a curated record. NCBI's taxonomy places the organism in Eukaryota, Metazoa, Chordata, Actinopteri, Syngnathiformes, Syngnathidae. Bases 56 to 817 code for a protein of 253 amino acids.